UUAAACCCCCACCACGCAUUCCAAACGCAACCUUCCCCCUGUUUAAAUCCACUCCAGCGGCGCUCUGCACUUAAACACACUGUGCUCCGUCACCAUCCCGUCCCGGCCUGGCCCCCGGAGGAGAAGAAACGCCAGAAGCAGCAGCAGCAGCAGCAGCAGCAGCAGCAGCAGUCCCGCACCGCACCGCAGCACCAUCACUGCUGCCUCUCGCCUGCACGGUAACAUGGUCUACAGGGCUCGGCUGUUGUAGCCAAAGGCCACUUAGACAGUCUCUCAGCUAGUUCCGUGUGUGUGAUUGGAUGUGUGUGCAGUAAGAAGCAGGAGCAGCAGUAGGCCAGCAAACAGACGGAGAUCGGUCCCUACACCGCUGUUCUUCACUGGAGGAAGGAGUCCGGAGCGAGCCCAGCAUCCCCGCAUCUCCGCAGCCGACACAGGGAUACUCUCCUCCCCCACGACACCGCGGAUUUAUCGGGUGUGAAAAACGGCUUGGCCAGCGCUACAGUCACUGUUGUAGGCAAGGAAACCAAAAGUCCUGUCCUGCUGCCAUGGGGAAACAGAACAGCAAGCUGCGGCCAGAGAUGCUGCAGGACCUCCGAGAGAAUACGGAGUUCUCAGACCACGAACUGCAGGAGUGGUACAAGGGUUUCUUAAAGGAUUGCCCAAGUGGAACCCUGAAUGUGGAGGAGUUCAAGAAAAUCUACGCCAAUUUCUUCCCUUACGGUGACGCAUCCAAGUUUGCUGAACACGUCUUCCGAACGUUCGACACCAACGGGGACGGCACAAUAGACUUCAGGGAGUUCAUCAUCGCCUUGAGUGUGACAUCACGGGGAAAACUGGAGCAGAAACUGAAAUGGGCCUUCAGCAUGUAUGACCUGGAUGGAAACGGGUACAUCAGCCGUGACGAGAUGCUGGAGAUUGUACAGGCCAUCUAUAAGAUGGUGUCAUCUGUGAUGAAGAUGCCAGAGGAUGAGUCCACGCCGGAGAAGAGGACAGAUAAAAUCUUCAGACAAAUGGACCUUAAUAACGAUGGUAAAUUGUCUCUGGAGGAAUUCAUCAAAGGUGCCAAAAGCGACCCUUCCAUCGUCCGGCUACUUCAGUGCGACCCGAGCUCUGCUUCCCAGUUCUGAAAGGCCCCCCCCAACCCCCCGACCCUUCGACACCCCCUUUCUUCCUCACUCUCUCUGAUGCUAUUGAAACAGUCACUCAAAUCAAUGCAUGAUGGUUCUCGUCUCUCAUAUCAUCUUUUCUGUUGUUAUUGUGUGAUAUAAAGGAUGGAGAAAUGUAAGGGGGCAAGGAAAAGUAAUCUCUGAGGUUUUACUUUUUAUUUUUCUCUGUUAGGAGGAGUGAAGAGACAUGCAUAGGUUUAAAGUAGAGUAGUGGAGUCUACUAAUGUUCCUCAAUAUCUUUCUUUUCCUGGAGCGAGGGAUUCCCGGCGAGUUCGACACAGGGAGUGAAUUUCUCAGUGUGCCCUCCAACACAUGUAUAACAUGUAUAUAUUGUACGUCUAUGUAUAUCAUAAGAUGAAAAGUCUUCAUGUAUGAAGCACUCUAUGGCAUUGAAAGGCAGUAUUAUGUAGCGUAGCUUCCUGGUCUGAGCAGGUGGGUGGGGUGUAGAGGGGUGGGGUAUUAUUGGGAUUUUACUGCUGUAUGAUCUUUCGCUGAGAAAAAGAAGGCCUAAGAUCCCAUUUAGUUUCACUGAUAUACAGAUUUUUUUUUUGGUUGUUGUUCAGUUUGAAGUUCCCCUUCUUGCUUUGUACAUAUUGUUUUCCUCCAUUGUUUUAUUUAUUGAUUUGUAUUCUUAUGAUUGUCCUUAACUUUGAUACGUUGUUAAAAUGACCAUGCUCCAGUUUACAGAGACGGAGAGAGGAAACGUGAGUUCAGAUUGAAGUCUUUGGGUUUUGUUGAUUUGUUACAAUGUAAGAUUGUAAAAUAAGCGUAUCCCAUCAUAAUGCUUAUGAUCAAUGACACCAGUAGCACAUAUCGUUUGAGCCACCAUGUGUUUAUAUCAAGUACGGCUGUGCAUCUGGUAUGUAUGAGUGUACAGUAUGUGCAUGUGAAUAUGCACUGUAUGCUUGAUGCUAACUUUUAUAGUAUUAUUAUCAUAUUGUGUUGUUUCUUAAUUUUUAAGUAUUUUAAAGUUCUUAAACAAUGAGCAGUAAUUAAGAUAGUUGUAACCUGUAACUUUACUGCAUGAUCCUCUGAACUAAAAGAUGACAAACACACAGAAUACACUCCGGUAUCUUUUUGUAGCUCUGCAGCCUCCUCCACGCUCCACCAGGCAGACAGGAUUGAGUAUUUGUUGUGCUUUGGGGAACACCCUCUCCCCUCCCCUCCUCCCCUCCCCUCCAUAUUCCUCUGACAGACAGAGAACUUACUAAGGGCUUGUUCAUCACUCUCCAGCUGAUUGCUUUCAUAAUCUCCUGGAUUAGUCUGUCUGCAGAGCAGGUAGAUGAAGGGACAUGUAGAGUUACAUGUUCUAAUAGGAGCUUUUAGGAUUUACAGACAUACGGCGACAGAGAUUAUUGGCUGUGUUUGCACUAACUGACGUCCUUAAUUGACAUUUUGGAUGCUUUUUGGAGGCAACAAGGAAGUUGACAUUAAGAUGGCAUCAAAUAAGUUCCUUCAAUUAUAAGGAAAAGCAAAUCUUCAAACUACCUUUCAAAUAAAGAAGCCUUUAACACCCUGCAUGUGUAAACACCGGCUCUGACUGCAGAGAUACUGUAGCUAUGUGCUGACAUCUGAGGCCUCUACAGCCGGAGUAAACCUGGGAAAACACCAACCAAUCCCUGCCAUCAGGAGCCAAAUGAUGAAACCAAUCAAAUCCCGUCCUGCCAUUCUGCCCGCCUCCUGCAGAGCGUACAUUUCAUGUUUGUUUGUGUUUUUAACUUUCACUAUGAGAAUGUGUCGGUGUUUUCUUACCGCUGAGUGAGACAUGAGUUGACAUGGUUCAAAACACAAACCAUGUGCUGAGGACCGGUUAUGAAUCAGUCACCAUCAUAUGGUCGUGAAUCAGCGGCGCUGCAGCGUGCAUGUGAGCGGGGGCGUCGUUUUGGAGGUGCUCCGAGGGGAGGGGGGGAGGGGUUAGACGGAGUCCUGUGGAAAUGCUACAUUCAAAUUCAUGCUAGUUCUCCGUGACUACCACCCCUAGCUUUAACACAAGGUAUGUUUGUGAUGAAGCAGUAGUUAAAUAUUGCACAUCUUUCUGCCUUUAUUUUCAUUCCACUCUUGAUAGAAGUUACUUUCUGGAUUAAGGAUUACUUCAUGUUUUAUGAUGCAUCGUAUGGAUUAAUCUGCCCACUUUUGUGUUCAAAUUAUCUCCAAUCUCUCUGCACCUAUACAGAUAGCAGUCUAAUAAUGUAGUAUUACAGUAUUAUGUUCAAAUGAACCAGCUGCCAGGGUUCACUCAUUCAUUCAAACAGAAUCACACACUUUAAGGAGCCUCUUGUAGUAAAUGGUUGAAAUACACUACCAGUCAAAGU
This is a messenger RNA of Notolabrus celidotus (New Zealand spotty), 3478 nucleotides long. RefSeq names its product hippocalcin (gene hpca). Gene Ontology annotation, molecular function: calcium ion binding. Bases 546 to 1127 code for a protein of 193 amino acids. The record is from RefSeq and is a predicted model, not a curated record. The transcript is spliced from 5 exons. Lineage: Eukaryota; Metazoa; Chordata; Actinopteri; Labriformes; Labridae.